Molecule: messenger RNA, 3211 nt
Organism: Xylaria bambusicola
Lineage: Eukaryota; Fungi; Ascomycota; Sordariomycetes; Xylariales; Xylariaceae
Exons: 7
Coding region: 411-2930 (839 amino acids)
Biological process (GO): endoplasmic reticulum to Golgi vesicle-mediated transport; mitotic spindle assembly checkpoint signaling
Cellular component (GO): RZZ complex
Source: RefSeq, a predicted model, not a curated record
AGUAGGUACAAUAGGUAGGUACUUGAGAUAGGUUACCUAGCCACUUAGAGUAGGUACAUGCCUACAUGGUAAAUUGGUUAGGGCAUAUCUGGCCCGAGCUCCUCUGUAGCGUAUGCAGGUGAUGACAUGCGGACGAGAGGUUGUUCCUUUGAAGCUAUCACGACCCAAAGAGCUAGAGUUGGGAUGAUCUUUUUGUACGUUUGCUACGUUUGACCAGCUAUGGCUCUGCGCUACACGAAAUGAGUUUUUCUUUUAUACUAUGAGCUGACCAAGUGGCUAAAGCCAAGAAUAAUACCGAAGAACGCUGCCUCUUCGCACUGCACCUCGCGCCUCCCUGUCCAUGUACAGGCAGCUUCACCAAUACCGCCGAUCAGGAACGCGAUCGCUGCAUUAUUCAGGUCUCGGAAGAUAUGGCGGAAUUUCAAGAUAGCCAGGUCGGCCCGGCCUUGGUGGCAUUCUCCUUGAAUGGAAUAUUUCCUGAAGAGGGUAUUUCCUCAAGGCACAUACAAGUCAACGAUCUCGCUUUCGCAUUACAAUCUCUAGCUGCCGCCAAAUCGAACCUUGAGACUGAGAUUCACAUGAUCAACGAGGAAACUGCCUCGGACGUGGACCAGUGGGUUGCGAAUGCGAAGUCCCUAGAAGACGACAUCAACCGAACGCGCAAUUGGGCGAACGAGAUCGUGCGACGGUCCGAGGCACCUGAUGUGUCCGGAAAGGCAAUACAGGAAGCUGUCAACAAAGUCGAUUUUCUUGGACAGGAGUCUGCGUACAAUAACCAGCUCUACAAUACUUUGACCCGUAUCAAACGUGUUAGCCAACUGCUAGACCAAGUCGAGUCGGCACGGGAUGAAAGGCGCAUUCUACAAGCGCUCCAUCUACUCGAGCAAUCGUGGGUUGCUCUUGACGGAAUUUCUAUCAGUAAAUCAUGUCGGGUCAUGAAACUCCUAGAUAUCCGAGCAUUUGAGCUCAAGUCUUCAGUCCAUGAAGUUCUCGAUCAUAUUUGGAAUUCGCUUGUACAAAUAGACGCUUCCACUAGUCGAGUAGCUAUCUUCGACUCACGGCAAGAUGAGCAAUUAAGUCUUGCCGACGCAGUUAUCGGUCUCAAAGCGUACAAAGAAGUUGACAAAAGGAUGUUAGUGUUCUGGAAAGACUUGGACAGGGUUUUGCUAGGCCCAAGGACUGUUCUCCGGCGUGGAGAUGUGCCCACCAUCAUUGUGGAGAAUUCCGCUUUACGAUUGACUGGCACAGCAGAAAGGACGGUGCUAUCUCUUUUCCAAGAUUUAGAAACUGUUCUAGAGUAUCUCUCGCAGCGAUUAGCAAAAGAGCUGGUCUCUUCGCUGUCAAGCUGUAUGAUGCCCGAUCUCUUGCCUCGUAUUAUUACUUCAUGGCUAGAACCUGCGGUCCCAGCCUCCCUGAAAGAAAUGGGUGAAUUCCAUGAGGUUAUUGAUGCCACCGAAGCUUUCUACAACCGCGUUGAAACUCUUGGUUUUUCGAGGCUUGAAGAGCUACAGGAAUGGGUACAGACUGUGCCGCGGGUAUGGCUUGCUAAGUGCAGGGAGACAGCUCUAGAAUCGAUACGUAUAAAGCUCACGCAAGGGCUGGGUGACUCGAAAGAAAUUGAACGAAUAGAAACGCAGACUGUAUCUCAAGAGGAAGGGCAAAGACUUGAUCCUAACAAGAGCGUCCCUGCCAAUAGCGAUGGAUGGGAUGCAGCAUGGGAUGACCAUGACGAUGCUACGAGAAAUGAAAAUCAGCCAAAAGAAGCCAAGAAUGAUGAUGAUGGGGUCGAUGACGGUGCUGAUGCAUGGGGCUGGGGUGACGAAGGGGACGAUAAAGAGACAAACAUCACAAUUGCUGAUACAAACACUAAACAGACUGAUUCAACAGAAGAUGAUGAUUCCACGGCAGCAUGGGGCUGGGGAGAUGAAGACGAGGCAGCUGACGCACCUAGAAGUGACAGUGCCGCAGUUCCUUCAAUCCAAGAGCUAACACUCAAAGAAACAUAUCAUAUCUCGUCUAUGCCAGAACCUGUUAUUUCGCUCAUAUUAGCUAUAUUAGAGGAUGGGGCCUAUUUAGUCAGCAAUGAUGGAAAUCCCAUGGCCACUGCUGCCGCUGGCUUGUUUUCUCUUCCAACACUGGUAUUGGCUAUGUUUAGAGCAGUCUCUCCGCAUUAUUAUGCUUUAGAUGCUGGCGGUAAUAUGUUUCUCUAUAAUGAUGCGACAUAUCUGGCCGAAAGACUCUCUGAAAUUGUCAAGAACUGGAAAGUUAGGGAUGACUUAGUACCUCGAGCGAAGUCUAUGUUACGAUUAGAGAACGAUGUGAAGUCUCUGCAGCUGUUCGCAACUCGCGCAUAUUCUUCUGAGAUGACAACUCGCCGUACCAUCUUGCGCGAUCUGCUUGGGGGAUCUCAAACCUUACUACAACAAGAGGAACUGGGCUCUUCGAAUCUGCAAUCUCAAGUUGAUAAUGCUGCAACUUAUGUACGCUCAACUGCCGCAUCUUGGUCUAAGAUCCUAGCCAAAUCGGCUUGGAGCCAGGCAGUGGGCUCUUUGGUGGAUACUAUUGCUUCCAAGAUCAUUGCCGACGUCAUGGAUCUUGCUGGAAUUGGUCAAGACGAUGCUUACAAUAUCGCUAACCUGAUUGCGCGAGUCACGGAGUUAGAUGAUCUAUUCCUCCCUCCUAAUGCUGGCAAGGAUGAUAUACCAUCUACUUCACAAUAUGCUAGCAAUUGGUUGAGACUCAAAUAUCUGAGUGAAGUAUUGCAGAGUAACCUUCAAGACGUCAAGUUUUUAUGGUUGGAGAGCGAACUUAGUCUCUACUUCACAGUUGACGAAGUGGUAGAACUAAUUGGGCUCAGCUUCGUGGAUAAUGCACGAACUAGGGAGGUUGUCCGUGAGAUUCAGGGGCGACCGCGUCCUCGUGCCUCUUAGCAAUGUCAAAGUUACCGAACAUUGAAUGUACAAAGUUGAUGUUGGUGGUAAAUGCUAUAACGUACACAUAUUCUUUUGUGUUGAUAUAUCUCGACUAGGAAAUGUGUUGUACCAUCGCCUGGUACGUGGCCUCCUGGUAUUUGUCGAAGUUCACAGAUAGCGCAACUCUGUAGAAAAAAAAACAUAUUGCUUUCUGACUAUGAAACCACAUCAAAUGCGGCUGCUCCCAAAGCUCACCCAUCCAUUGUUGCACCAUAUUGUCCAUCGCUAUGUGGGAAUCA